GUGAUUGGAAACGGGAUUUCGCCUUCAAACUAAAAUCGGGCAUUAGUCGGAGGCAAAAAACAAAAAACGGGUCACUUCAUUAUUGUUUUCAGUUAUCGAAAACGCCUAAAGAAUAUUCAUAUGGUAGUGAUUUGCCAUAAGCUUAAUGGAUCUUGACCAGAUAAUUCGUAUUUGGGAGAAGCUGUUUGGCUAAUAAACGAUGUGGCAUCUUUCAUGAAUAAAAGUGCACCGAAGGCGACAUUUUCGCAACAGCGGCCACAAUGACAAACAAGUAUUAUUAUUUACUGCCUAAAAUACACGAGUUAAAGGUUUGGGCUUUGUAGCUAUCAGGCCUGCUGUAAAGUGUUCACUAACUUUGUCAGGCAGGUUUUUGUUUUGAAAGUUUCUACCACCCUCCAUAUCCGGCGUUAGCUCGCAGUCGACCCUGCUGUCAGUGGGACUGCCUGGUGUGUCACUGUACCGUGUCUCACACUCUGCGGGUAUGAUUCCAGGGUCUCUUUACGCGUUGUUAGCGGGCUUUCUGGGUGCAGCUGCCUCUCUGUCCGCCAAGCUGUCCCUCGGUGCUGACUACCUGAGAGACAUCUGUGAGUCCGGGCUGAGCGGCUGGACUCAAACACACGGCGGAACCACAGCCUGUGACUGGCUCCACAUCCCCCUGCGGCUGCUGUGUGGAGGCCUGCUGUUCACCUGUAACGCCGUCAUGUGGACCUUCUUCUCCAAGGCUCUUCGACACUGCUCCUCCUCAGCCAGGGCCACCGUCUCCACCACGGCAUCCAACUUCAUCUCCUCAGCCGUCCUGGGGAGGGUGAUCUUCGGAGAGACCCAUGCAGCUCUGUGGUGGGUGGGCAUAUCUCUCACACUGUGUGGACUGCUCGUACUCCAUGGAUCCGUGCCUCAGACGCUCCCACAGGGAGAGGAGGAGGGCAGGAAGGACAAGUGAUGCAGCUUUGGCUGAGGCAUGCAGCCACUGCUCCUCAGGUGCAGACACAUCUACCUGUGGCCAGACUCCCUGGGGGAGUAAUGAUGGAUAAUGGACUUUCUCAGGUACCUAAAAGUGGAAAUGUUGCUCCUAAGUGUCUUAUUA
Morone saxatilis (striped sea-bass) is the source of this 1084-nucleotide messenger RNA. RefSeq names its product transmembrane protein 42a (gene tmem42a). Lineage: Eukaryota; Metazoa; Chordata; Actinopteri; Moronidae. The record is from RefSeq and is a predicted model, not a curated record. Bases 482 to 940 code for a protein of 152 amino acids. The transcript is spliced from 3 exons.